AUGAUAUAUGGCGAAGGAUCCAAGGCCUUCCGUCGCCUUCAGGAGGAGAUAUCUCGAGAGACGAACGAUCUGUCCCUGUUCGCAUGGAAGGGCCAUCCCCAGGGUUCUGUGGGAUCUCAGAUGUCCAGAGGCAUCUUUGCGAGGUCCCCAAGCGAGUUUAGCUCCUGUUCAACAAUGCAAAGGUCUGGCACGAGACAGGACUCACCAGGCGAGUUCACUCUCACCAACAAAGGUGUUCGAUUUGAGACGAAGUUUCCGCGUCAACAGCCCUUCGCCGUACAUUACGGUUCUGAUCGGUUGGUGGGCGCUGACAAGCUACCAACGACCAGAAACGUCCUCCCGAAUAACUUCCCGGACCUUGUCAAAGACGAUCUCGACUGGGGGAGUUCGCAAGAAGAGGCAUUUGAGAAGGCACUUUUGAGCAUUUGCACAAACCCUCAAUUUCAGGCUACGGAGGUAGAGUUCGUCACCAAGAAGAUAACUGAUGGGCAACGUGGCUUUCGCAUGGUCAAAGAUUACCGCGCCACUUUCAGGGUCGAGUUAGAGACGCACCAAGAUCACAACGGCAUCAUAACCUAUCAUGCUUCUCUGUCUGGCAAGAUCUAA
Messenger RNA from Colletotrichum lupini, 606 nucleotides. RefSeq names its product HET domain-containing protein. Bases 1 to 606 code for a protein of 201 amino acids. NCBI's taxonomy places the organism in Eukaryota, Fungi, Ascomycota, Sordariomycetes, Glomerellales, Glomerellaceae. The record is from RefSeq and is a predicted model, not a curated record. The transcript has 2 exons.